GUCUUCACCACCAACGACUUUUCUUCCUCGUCCCGCCGCGACAACACGGGACAACGCCCUUCACGUUAAGCUCACACACACUCCUCGGAAUCCAAACACUAUGUCCUAAUUCGCGCUUUUUUUUUUCUUCUUUUCCGUCUCUAAUCAAAUGAUUCCGCGAUCUAUAUUUUCCCCCAGAUUCCGUCCUGCUUUUUAUAAUUACGAUCGCGCCUUCGGACGAGUUGAAUUAUUGAAUCUAAUUCAAUCCAUGUGUUGUUUUUAAUUUUUAAUUAUUUAUUUUAUAUUGUGGAUCAGUUUGGGCGUUACGAAAGCAAGAUUGAAUUUAUGAUAAGGGGUAGAAUAAUUGGGGAGGAUGCAAGCGGUGGGUAGAAUAAUUAGUCAGGGCGUAUACACGGUUUCAGGUCCCUUUCAUCCCUUCGGUGGCGCCGUCGAUAUUGUGGUGGUGGAACAGCAAGAUGGGAGUUUCAAGUCUUCUCCUUGGUAUGUCCGAUUUGGUAAAUUCCAGGGGGUUUUGAAGGCAAGGGAAAAGGUGGUUGAUAUAUGUGUCAAUGGGGUGAACGCUGGUUUCCAAAUGCACCUGGAUCAUAAGGGGGAAGCUUACUUUCUCAGGGAAAUCGAUUCACAAGAAGAAGCUAAUUUAUUGUUUCCAUCUUCUUCUGGCGAUGACGCAGAUGAUCUCUCUCACCCUCGCAAUCUCAGGUCCAAAAGUUGCAACUAUGAUGGUGAUGAGGUUGUGGGCCGGGCUGGUUCUCGUCGCUCUCGGAUACUUGGCCUUGUGUUUGGGCGAAGGUCUUUGAAGAGGGAUGAUGGAGACGGUGAUGGAAUUGGGAACAGGGUUGGUUCUUUGGAGCGUGCUGAGAUUGCAGCUAACUUGUUAGACAUCAAGUGGUCCACCAAUCUCUCCGCGGAAGACGGUCAAAACGUUCUUGCUAACUCGCCUGGGGAUGCUAAUGCAGUCAUGGACAAUGGUGGGUUGAAGGAGGAAUCUUGUACUGAUGGCGCGUGUAGCUUGAAUGGGAAGGAAGUUGUGUAUGAUAUUGCAGGGUCUGACGUGCAAGUUGCAUGUGUGGAGGUGAAGCUUGUAGAGAAGGAAUUGAAUGGAGAAGAGGUUUCCGGUGAUAAUGGUAAUGAUGUUUCUACAGAGGACGUUUCAGCUGAUGGGGUUUGCCGUGAAACAUCAGAGACUAACUUGGACGUGGAUUGUUCUAGUGAACAAGCUCCUGAGGUGAUGUACCUUGCUGGCGCAGGAUGUGAAGAAGUCCAUGUCCGUGUCCAAGAUGAAGUUUUGCAUGGUGCAACUAUACUGUUAUCUGAGGGUGCAGAAGCUGAGGAAGUUCUUGAGAAUGCUGGUGUUGGGAUGCCAAUAUUGGAGGUCUCUGAGUUACAUUCUCGAGUUCAGAAAACAGAUUGUUCAGAUUCUGAUGAUAGUGCAAACAAUGAGGUGGAUGUUGAAGAGCAACCGACAUCUCCAAAACCUCAAACUGUCAAAAAGGGCCUAGGACAUUCUUUGAGUGAGAAAUUUACACCAAAUUGUGUUAUCAAACCUUCAUCUUACAGCAGCCUGGAUGACCAUGUCUUAGAUGCUAAUAAUACAAAGGAUAAUAAUGAUUCUAGCAUGUUAUCGUUUCCUCUGGACUCUGUUGAUGAUUGUUUACUUAGAAAAAUGUCAAGGAGAUCACCAUCACCAACUUCAGAGGAUGAAAAUUUCCUUUUUAGUGACCUUGAUGAAACCGUCAUCAAUGAUCGAUUCAGGAGAUCAUUCUCCCCUGAACAUGCAGAUAAAGAAGAUCAUGUUUCUUAUGAGAAUGACACCAAAAAGUUAGCAGUAAUAUCCAGUCCCAUGGCUAUUCCUAGAAAUGAAGCUGCUGGGGAGGAAGUUGGGCAGCAUUCAGGAUCCUUGCCAAAUAUUUCUAGUGGUGACAGCAUGGUCCGACAUGUUCGUUAUCCUUUUAGUCAAUCGCUGGACUCAAAACCCACAUCCUUACCAUGGGAAUUUCCUGGAAAGGAUGAAUUGAAAUGUCUAAAAUUAGAUGAAGACAGAGGAAACCAGUUAUCACAUGAGGAGCCAGGUGCCAAGGAUUACCAUGACUCUGGGGAACUCCAAGAUACUGUUCUGAAGCUUCCCCUUGGAGAUGAUCCAUCACCACACCACCCUCCCCCUGGUGGAAAUUGGAGAAUUUGGCCUUUCUCCUUGAGGAGAACAGGAUCUAGAAAGUCUAUGUUGCCUCCUCCUCCAAGUGAUGCCAAAGGCACUACUUUGGGUAAUUCUCCAGAGAAUACGAUUGGCACAGAUAUGAACAAAAAUGACCUCAAACCCAAUAAACUGAAAAAGAAGGUUAGGAUAACAACUCCAACUUCUGAACAGCUAGCUUCGUUGAAUCUGAAGGACGGGAUGAAUACUGUAACCUUCACUUUCUCUACAGCUGUGCUGGGGAAGCAGCAGGUUGAUGCUCGAAUAUAUUUGUGGAAAUGGAACACUCGUAUAGUGAUCUCAGAUGUGGAUGGUACGAUUACAAGGUCAGAUGUUCUUGGUCAGUUCAUGCCAUUGGUUGGUAUUGACUGGUCACAGACAGGUGUUGCACAUUUAUUCUCCGCUAUCAAGGAGAAUGGCUACCAACUGCUUUUUCUCAGUGCUCGUUCAAUUUCUCAGGCCUAUAUUACUCGACAAUUCUUACUUAACCUUAGACAGGAUGGAAAAGUUUUACCAGAUGGUCCUGUUGUUAUUUCCCCCGAUGGACUUUUUCCCUCUCUAUAUCGAGAAGUCAUUAGGAGGGUUCCCCAUGAAUUCAAAAUUGCAUGCUUAGAGGACAUCAAGGCACUUUUUCCUUCUGAUUGCAAUCCGUUCUAUGCUGGUUUUGGUAAUAGGGAUACUGAUGAAAUCAGCUACCUUAAGGUUGGAAUUCCCAAAGGAAAAAUCUUCAUUAUUAAUCCCAGGUUUGCAGGGAGAGGUUGUUGUGAACCGUCGUGUUGAUGCAAAAUCAUAUACUUCUUUGCAUGCUCUCGUGAAUGGAAUGUUCCCCCCUACGAGCUCUUCUGAGCAGGAGGACUUUAAUUCGUGGAAUUUUUGGAAACUACCCCCUCCUGCUAUUGAUAUUUGAAAGGUCCCAUUGUUUUUUUGGGCUCAAUUAUGAUUCUCUAGAUAUGGAUGGGCACAGGCUGUGCUGCUCCAAAAUAUAUACGGGUUAUAUGUAUUUGAGACCGAUGAGAACCACCUCAUUCUGUUGUUGACAUGUACUGUGGAUUGAUUAAUCGGAACUCAUAAUUUGGUUGAUGGAAUUCGUAUGAAAGAGCAGGAUGGAACAUCUUCCCUGUUUGAUGCUGCGAGAUCAGAUCCACUUUUUGUCCUUGGUUAGUUAUAAUGUUAACCCAUGACCACUAAGUCAUGGAAUCCCACACAUUUGGUAUCAUUUCUUGAUUAUAGAUAGAUUAGUGCCUAGUUUAAGUUCUUUUUAUUUGAUUGCAUAACUUGUAUAUGUUGUAACUGUGUACUUGAGGGAUGCCUCUUCAAUUUUAUUAUUCUCCCAUUUGAGUCAUUAGA
Messenger RNA from Cajanus cajan (pigeon pea), 3538 nucleotides. Its product is annotated as phosphatidate phosphatase PAH2. Gene Ontology annotation, molecular function: phosphatidate phosphatase activity. Lineage: Eukaryota; Viridiplantae; Streptophyta; Magnoliopsida; Fabales; Fabaceae. Gene Ontology annotation, biological process: lipid metabolic process. The record is from RefSeq and is a predicted model, not a curated record.